Molecule: messenger RNA, 889 nt
Organism: Phytophthora nicotianae INRA-310
Lineage: Eukaryota; Oomycota; Peronosporomycetes; Peronosporales; Peronosporaceae
Exons: 3
Coding region: 433-837 (134 amino acids)
Source: RefSeq, a predicted model, not a curated record
UACAGCUUCUAGGGGCUUUGCGAGUGGUGUGUCCAACCAAAAGACACCAUCCAAGUGGCCCAAACGGCUACGAAUCACCGUAGCUGUCGGCUCGUAUCUGCUUCAGGAGACUCCAGAGAGCAAGAAGGCUCACUAUCGACAUUAGCCACUGAGAACGUCAAGAAGGGAGAUUUUGACGUGGCGAUCAAGUACUACUCAAGUCGUCCGAAGCCAACGCGAAGGUCCUGUCACCGAAAAAAAAACAUCCGCAGCGGGCAACUUCGCGGCUCUGUGCGAGGAGUUGAAGCGAUACGAGGCCGCACUACCAUACUACCAGGCUGCCAUGAAGAGUCUCAUAGGCGUGAACCCCAUAAGCGACCGCUAUGUCGAAGGCUUGAAUAUUAUGGGCCGCACGACGCACUGGUACCACCAAAUGUACGUCCAGACCCUAUCAUGUACUUCAUGGUAUUUUUUGUAGACUCCAAAUGGUCGCGUCUUACGGGUAGAGGGCGACACGAAACAGCGGACAAGAUGCUCAAGAAGGCAAUCCGCCUGUACGAAAAGUACCGAGGGGAGUUCUCUGAGUCGAGCUCUUCUGUCCUCAAUGACCGCGUGGUGGCGAAGCUGGAUGGGGCAAGCAUUCCCGUGCUUCUCGGUUACGUUCAACUACUAGCGUCAAUGAAGCGAGACAACGAGGUUGUGGACAUGCGCCAGCGCGUGACCCAAAUUGUGUGUGACUCCAUGGCGAUACGGAGCUUAGAGACCACCGUAUUGGACAAAUUCGACGACUUGGUGGCGCUUAACGCCAUUCAAAAGGAGCAUCGUCGUGAGCGUGACUAUGACGGGCACAGCAUGUAGGCACGCGAUACAUGUAAGCGUUGAAAAUAUGAGCGUUCAUUCUUCUCUCACC